Messenger RNA from Cordyceps fumosorosea ARSEF 2679, 4431 nucleotides. RefSeq names its product abc transporter. The record is from RefSeq and is a predicted model, not a curated record. Gene Ontology annotation, cellular component: membrane; fungal-type vacuole. Gene Ontology annotation, molecular function: ATP binding; ABC-type peptide transporter activity; ATP hydrolysis activity. The transcript is spliced from 5 exons. Lineage: Eukaryota; Fungi; Ascomycota; Sordariomycetes; Hypocreales; Cordycipitaceae. Gene Ontology annotation, biological process: transmembrane transport. Bases 1 to 4431 code for a protein of 1476 amino acids.
AUGGAUACGAUAUAUGCAUAUCGCAAUCGCGCUGCCUUCGAUGGUUUCUUCAGCUCAAUGCACGACGGCGCAAGCCGCGAUCCUGCCUGGGUUCAAACCCUGGUGGCUCUAGGACGGCAGGGCUCUAUCCAACUCGCCCUCACUUCCGCGUCGCUUCUAUGGGCAGUCGCGCGAACGAUCCAAAUACGUCAUGAUGGCUCCGGCAAGACUGUUCCCUACAAACCGAAGGGGAUUUUUUUCUACGAGGUCAUUGGCCACCUUCUCCGCGGGACGACACUGGCGCUUUUCCUCGUCGCCGGAAGCCGAGACAGAAGGCAAUUGCCCAAUGCUGUCGCCGCUGGAUAUGUUUUUCUUUUGGGGUUGUUUCGAAUCAUUGUGCGGGGAAGAACGCGGCCGAUGCUGAUUCACCAGAUCGCACUUGUUUCUGUUCUCACACUUGUCCUGACCGCCGCCGCCGAUUUAUUGCCCCUCAUUGUACUCAACUCGGCUUAUCGACCAAACCUGAUCGCAACGCUAUCAAUUACAGCGCUCGCGUGUACGCUGUUGGUUUCGGGACUAUCACCGCGUGAAUGGCAGCCGCCGCGGGCUGGCGUCGAUGUUCCAGAGGGCUUCACUACGGAGCCAUCAGAGCAGGAAACCCGCAGCUGGAUAGACGAGAAUGUUACGUUUUCGCACGUUGACAAACUUGUUUUCAAGAGCUUCAAAGAUAAGCUCAUUAUGGAUGACAUGCCAAAGAUUCCUUGGCAGUAUUCCCCGGAACUUCUGCGCCGUGGGUUCUCUGCAUUGAGGAAGCAAAAGAAAACAACAGGCCGAACCAUUUUCUAUCUGCUAGCGCCACAGAUGCUCCAGUCCAUCAUACUAGGGAUCAGCUAUCCUUUCUUCGACCUGUGCGCCCCUUUGAGUCUAUACCAAAUCCUCGAAUACAUCCGAGAUCCAGAGGCCGCAACACUGCAGCCAUACGUGUGGCUCGUGGUCAUGUUCGGCGGCCGCUUGCUGCAGACUGUCUUUUUGAUGCAGUUCAUAUCUCUUACUCGUAAACUGGCCAUUCUUUGCACGGUGAUGCUCACCGGUGAAGUCUUUCACGCAGCCCUAGGCUCACGCGAGUUGAACGGUAAUAUUCUUCAAGAUGCGAAAAAGAAGGAAGACGAAGACGAAGCGGCCAGAGAAGGCACAGCAUCCGGAAUGCUGGAAAAUCUGAUCUCGACGGAUAUGAAUACAAUUACGCAGAUGCGCAUUUUCCUCAUGGCAGUGGCGCAAAUUCCCGCGUCUGUCAUGGCUCUCAUUGGGCUGUACAAGAUCAUCGGCUGGCCCAUGUUUGCUGGCCUCUUUAUUGUCUUUCUGAGUGCGCCAAUUGCGGGAUAUAUCAUGAGCUAUAUGAUGCGCUUCGAGGAGAAGCUGAAAGCCUUCCAGGACGUGCGCGUCUCACUGUUGUCUGAGUAUCUCCGGUCCAUCAAGGCGAUCAAAUACUUUGGCUGGGAGGACUCUAUCGUCAAGAGAGUCAAGGAAGUUCGCGCAAAGGAACAGCAGCAGAAUUGGUAUAUUUCAAUGUGCUGGAUUGCCUUCGCACAGGUGACGUCAUUUAUGCCCAUCUGCUCGAUGCUGGCGAUGUUUGGCCUCUACGCUGCUGUUUUGAAGCUGCCUAUGACUGCGUCUGUCGCCUACACAACAGUCACGCUGUUCAACACUGUCCGAGGAAACCUUGAUUUCAUCUCUUCCAUUAUCCUGGAUUUGCCGAGAAUCCUAGUCUCUCUGCGCCGUUUUGACAGCUUCUUCGCCGCUCUCGAACCGCUCGACCGUUAUCCCGAAGGACCUGUCCGGAUCGACCAUGCGACUUUCCGUCGUAAUAAGACUGCUACUUUUUGUUUAUCUGAUAUUACUGUCGAUUUUGUCAGCGACGGGCUUAACACGAUCACAGGCGUCAGCGGGAGCGGAAAGACAACACUGUUGCUGGCCUUACUUGGAGAGACGGUCAAAGAAGCUGGCAGCGUCACCCGGCCCAGAGAUGCGGCCUUUGCUUCGCAGACGUCUUGGCUGCAAGCGCAAUCUAUCCGCGAAAAUGUCCUAUUCACGCUCGAAUGCGAUGAGACCCGGUAUCAGACCAUCGUCAAGGCCUGCUGCCUCGAUGUCGAUUUUGCUGAACUGCCAAAUGGAGAUUCGACACAAGUCGGCGAAAAUGGCACUGCACUAUCAGGUGGACAGCGUGCGAGAGUUGCCCUGGCCAGGGCUCUUUAUUCGUAUGCUCCUUUGCUGAUUCUCGAUGAUAUUUUCUCGGCUCUGGAUACCAAAACCAGCGUCCUGCUGUGGAAUCGCGUGUUCUGCUCCGACUUGAUCAAGGGCAGAACAGUCAUUCUCGUUACCCAGGUCAAUUGGAUCAUGGGGGAAGCCGACUUGUCAAUCACGCUGGAAAAUGGCUCAAUCAAGUCGACUGAUCAGAACAUUGGUCACGUUCGUGCGCCACAAUCUGUGCCAGUGAUCGAUGGCGGGGACGCAGCGCCCACUGAUGAGGUUCAACCGACGUCAAAGGUGGCGGAGGCUGAGAAGCAGAAUGUGGUAGAUGAAGAAGUGGAACAGAGCGGCAUCCUUGGAGGUUUUCCCCUGCUGCAAUAUCUCAUGUACUUUGGCGGUCCAGUCGCUGUCAUCUUCCCACUCGCGGUUAUGCUCACACAGACAGGCGCUGAGUUGGUAACAAAAUACUGGCUGAGUGUUUGGGUUGACAAUACCAAAGCAGAAGCAGAUGACUCGCACAGUAGUCUGUAUUAUCUGUCCAUUUUUGUGGCCUUGAAUAUUGCGAAUGAUGCCAUCAGCCUAGUCUGCUUCUACACCUUCAUCAGAGGCGCAUGGUACGCGGCGAGGACGCUACAUGAAAAAGCAGUCAACGCAUUGUUUAACGUCUCUCUAACAUGGUAUACCACGCAUCCUGUGGGCAGAGUCAUCAAUCGUAUGUCGGGAGACAUCGAGACUAUUGACCAAAACAUCAUUGGUACGGCUUUCUUUACCAUGAAGACCGUUAUCAUGGCACUUAUGAUGCUAAGCGCGAUCACUGUGAUUCUCCCCAUUUUCAUGGGCCCAACACUGGUACUUGCUGCGCUUGGCAUUCUGGUUGGAGUGAUGUACAAUCGCAACGCCAUGUAUCUCAAGCAGCUAAUUUCGGCCAGCCAGUCCCCUAUUCUCUCUGGCUUCUCUGAGGGACUCAAUGGAAUGGCUGUUAUCCGCGCGACCUCGUCUCUCCCAAGCCUCUUCUCGGAAAAGCUAGGCGGAUUGCUAUCGUCGGCGACGCAGGCUAAUGUUUCGCAAAUCAACGCAGACCAGUGGAUCAAGUUUCGAAUGAACACUAUUUCUGGGUUGAUCAACGUCUGUGCUGCAUUCCUGGCCAUCUGGGAAAGCGACAGGUUAUCUGCCGGCAUUGUCGGAUUUUGUCUGUCUCAGGCUACCGACAUCAGCUUCGCUAUUCUGAUGCUCGUGUUCCAGACCAACGAGUUGAAUGUGCAGAUGCAAACGUUCCAUCGCGUUCGAGAAUAUGGCAAGUUGCCACCCGAGGAAGAAUCAUUUAGCGAGACCAAGGUCGAUGCGGAGGUUGCCGACCUCUACCAGACUAUCCCCCCCAACUGGCCUGCGACUGGCGAAAUUGAAUUCAGGAACGUUACGGUGCGAUACAAUCCCGAUGGCCCUGACGUUUUGAAGAACAUCAACCUACGAUUCAACGCUGGCGAACGUGUAGCGGUUGUUGGGAGAACUGGCAGCGGCAAAAGCACUCUCGUCUUGUCCAUGCUUCGCUUCACCAACAUCGUAUCCGGCAAGAUUUUGUACGACGGUGUCGACAUCACGACUCUUUCGCAUAAGAAGCUCCGUCAAGCAAUCUCUUUGAUCCCACAGGAGUCGCAGCUGUUCCAAGGAACGCUCGGAGAGAACCUUGACCCGACAGGAAUGAUCUCGGAAGCUGAUCUGCAAAAGGCGCUCGACCUCUGUCAAACCAUUGCCGCGAUCAGGGCGAGCAGACAGCAGUCCGCGACCUCUUCGGAAGACGGCGAGUCCGGGGCCGAUGCCGCCGAAGGCCUCAGCCUCAAGACUCAGGUCAACGCAAAGGGCGAGAACUUCUCUCACGGCCAGCGGCAGGUGCUCUCGCUCUGCCGCAUCCUGGCGCGGCGGUCUAAACUGAUGCUGCUCGAUGAGGCGACGUCCAACAUGGACGCGGAGACGGAUGCGGGCAUCCAGCGGGUGCUGCGCGAGGCCGCGGCGGAGGGCGAGGGGCGCUGCCUCGUCACCAUCGCGCAUCGCCUGAAGAGCAUCGCGGACUACGACAGGGUGGUGGUCAUGGGCUCCGGCGAGGUGCUGGAGGUGGGCAGUCCUCGGGAGCUGAUGGAAAGGAAGGGCAGCUACUAUGACCUCGUGCUGCAUGACCGGGAUGCCACGGAAUCCGAGAGCAGCUCGUAA